ACGUAUGUGAUUAUUCUUUUACUGUGCUUUUUGACUCGUAAACACAGGCACCAGAAUGUCGUUCAAUAGGCUAAAAUAACCGAGGAUAACAUUUUAUAGCCCAUGUAUGACAUGUUGUCAUUGCAUAAAAAGCGGAUGAACAAUAGUGUUCUCACAGAAGCCAUAACUUUGCAUAACUCCACUUAUACAGUAAACAAGGGAUAUACUCUGGUUGGUACAAACUUUGCCCCCUGGUGUGGCGCUUUAUCGCAGAGACGUGAGUUAUUGUCAGCACUGGCUUAUCUAUUAAACCCCGGGCAACGCACUAAGCAAACACUGCGUUAAAGGAGUGCUGUAAGUGGAAGAUGUGCCUGUCUCGCUUGAUUUGACUGUCUUUGUAGCUCCACUUCGUCAUGGGACAGCAAGGAUCUAAACAACCAGAAGCUCAAGUUCUCAUCCUGGGCCUGGACAACGCGGGGAAAUCGACUCUCCUCUACAAACUGAAACACAACUUGUCUGUCAGCACUGUCCCCACCAUCGGCUUCAAUGUGGAAAUGCUCGAGGCGAGGAAGAACAGGAAGAGCAUCCACUUAACCGUGUGGGAUGUAGGUGGUCAGAGGAAGAUGCGCGAGCACUGGGAGAGUUUCCACCAGGACGCAGCGGCUGUGGUGUUUGUUGUGGACAGCUCGCGCAAGGAGCGCCUGGAGGAGGCGCGCAGGGAGCUGGAGAAAACACUGAGGAGCGAGCAGCUGCGGGGCCGGCCGCUGGUUCUUAUCGCCAACAAACAGGACGUGAACGGAGCUCUGACUGUCACUGAAAUCAAGGACACGUUUAACCUGAAAAAGAUCUGCUCAGGUCGGGAUUGGUUUGUUCAGCCUUGUUCCGCAUCGACGGGAGUUGGAGUUGAAGAGGCCUUCAGACGAGUGGUGCAAAUGCUUAAAUAAAAACAUUAAGUUUUAUUUAUAAGAAAUGUGCUAUAUUCAAAAUAUGGACAAUAUAACGAAUCAUUUUGAAACAAAUUAUAAAUCUAUAUCUCAACUCAU
Plectropomus leopardus (leopard coralgrouper) is the source of this 1022-nucleotide messenger RNA. NCBI's taxonomy places the organism in Eukaryota, Metazoa, Chordata, Actinopteri, Perciformes, Serranidae. The record is from RefSeq and is a predicted model, not a curated record.